This is a messenger RNA of Xiphias gladius (swordfish), 1242 nucleotides long. It is a transcript of the gene derl2, whose product is annotated as derlin 2. Gene Ontology annotation, biological process: endoplasmic reticulum unfolded protein response. The transcript is spliced from 7 exons. NCBI's taxonomy places the organism in Eukaryota, Metazoa, Chordata, Actinopteri, Istiophoriformes, Xiphiidae. The record is from RefSeq and is a predicted model, not a curated record. Gene Ontology annotation, molecular function: misfolded protein binding; ubiquitin-specific protease binding. Gene Ontology annotation, cellular component: Hrd1p ubiquitin ligase ERAD-L complex; endoplasmic reticulum membrane. The coding region runs from base 56 to 775 and encodes 239 amino acids.
UCGCUUUGUGGAAUGACGUGUCAACAAAGUGCCGGAAGCUUUCAGCCUGUCCAAAAUGGCUUACCAGACGCUACAGCAAGAGUAUUUACAGAUUCCUGUUGUUACCAGGGCAUAUACAACCGCAUGUGUCCUCACAACUGCUGCAGUGCAGCUAGAGAUCAUCACACCAUUUCAGCUAUACUUCAAUCCAGAUUUGAUUCUCAGGAAUUACCAGAUAUGGCGACUAAUAACCAACUUCCUGUUUUUUGGUCCAGUUGGCUUCAAUUUCCUGUUCAAUAUGAUUUUCCUGUACAGAUACUGUCGUAUGCUAGAGGAGGGCUCUUUCAGGGGACGCACAGCUGACUUUGUCUUCAUGUUCCUGUUUGGUGGGCUUCUGAUGACUAUAUUUGGCACUUUUGUGAGUCUGGUGUUCCUGGGCCAAGCUUUCACUAUCAUGCUGGUAUAUGUGUGGAGUCGACGAAACCCAAACGUUCGCAUGAAUUUCUUUGGCCUGUUGAAUUUCCAGGCACCCUUCCUACCGUGGGUGCUGAUGGGAUUCUCCCUUCUGCUGGGCAACUCCAUCAUUGUGGAUCUCUUAGGUAUCGCUGUUGGUCAUGUGUACUUCUUCCUGGAGGAUGUUUUUCCCAACCAGCCUGGUGGUGGAAGGUGGCUCAAGACCCCAUCUAUCAUAAAGAUGCUGUUUGACACUCCAGAGGAAGAUGCCAACUACAACCCCCUACCUGAGGAGCGCCCAGGAGGGUUUGCCUGGGGAGAGGGACAGCGCCUUGGAGGUUAAAUAUGCCCCCAGAUCAUCACUGAUUGUCAUGUCACUUUCAAGGACAGUCCCUCGGAGAGAUGAAGAGAACAAACAUGGUCUUUGUUUUUAACAUGUUUGUUAAGUUCUGGAUGAAGAAUGCCAAACAAGCGCAACUGGUUUGGAGAUAACCAUUUGUUGUCUUUGUAUAUGGGCUUUAAAUCUUCCUCAGAAACUCUUCUUGAUGCCAGACCGUUGCUCUAAGACUAUUUGAGAGAACACAAGCUUUGGACGGAACUUUGGACAGUGAGCCUUGGGUCUUGGGUGAUGUUUGUCUUCAUCUCAGAAAAAAAGUAUUGAUAUAUACAACAACUGUCAUAUGAAAGAAGAUAAUAUGACAGUAGUAAGAUAUUAUCAAAAUGAAUUUGUUCAGAUGGAAAGUGUUUUUUUUUUUUGUUUUUGUUUUUUUUCUUUUUCAUUUCAUUUCACUUUUUUAAAGAAUAAAUGUG